AUGGUUAGCGCGCGUGCGUACCCUGACCCCGCGGAGUCGGCGUCGAUGGCGUCGGACAGGAAUUCAGAGCAGAGGGAUCGGAGUGUGGUGUCGGAAUUUUGCCACCUGCUAGAAAAAUCAAAGCAAUUGUUCAAUGGCCUACGGUUUCUGUUGGGAACUUCAUCCAUUCCGAUUCCUUUGCCUAGUCUUCGAACAAGCGAGGUACAUUAUCUGAACGAAUCGUUUGCCUUUUUCUCUGCGAUUCGCACGCGAGGUUAUUAUUCUAAGGCGAGCAAAGAACAGCGCCCAGAUUUGAUGGUGAAAAAGUUACGUUACUAUGCUCGUUUCAUUUUGGUUUGCUUAUUAUUACGAAAAAUGAAGUUGGUGCAUGAACUGCUUCGCGAGUUUACGAAGCAGGUAGAAGAGUACACUGCAGUCUAUGACCCAGAAGAUCAAUUGGGUUGGGAUAUGGUUGUGCAAGAGAUUCGUGAUUUUGUCGAAGGUGAAUCCCUGUGUACUGUGCUCAGUGCCGACUCUACCCCGACUGUGAUCACACAUCGUCUAAAUCAGUACAACAGUCCCCAAGUGGAGAAAUGCGGUUCCGGCUAUAUGCAGCUCUCAGAAGUGCUUAUAGUGGGCAAUUGCUAUGAACAGACACGAUUUAGCGAGUUAUCGCUUGACAUGUAUCGCAUGUUGCAGACUCUCGAACGUGACCCGCUUGACCCGCUGUUGCCCCACACUCGUCACCCUCGAACAACAUCGGCAGAUGGUGGCCCCUUGGAGAAUGGUAUAACUUCUAAUGAGGACACAAAUGGCCCGUUUUCCCGAACAUCCAAUCCGCAUAAAUAUUUGCUGUACAAACCAACUUUCUCCCAGUUCAACACCGUUAUGGCGGCCGCAUUCAAAGAUGUUUCAGCCACUGGAGCCGUUCUGCUGUACAUAUCUGCUGAUGGAAUCCGCGCCCCUUCCGCAAAAUACGGGGAUGAACCUCAUGCCGGCACGGUGGGAUUUGAUUGUGGUGGUGUAGUUACUAACAAUCGUCGUGAACAGGAAUUCAACGUUAAACCGAAAAAGAUCACUCUCAAGGAACCGCAUUGCAUUCAUCCAGGAGACAUCUAUCCAUACAUGCGAAAACCACUGUUCCUCGUUGUGGACAGUGAUAAUAGCACUGCAUUUCGUAACUUUCCAAGCCUCUUUGGACAACCGUUCGUCUGCCUUCUCUCACCCGAAGUAGUCCCGGACAAAUUGGAAAGUAUGCGUCAUCGGGGAAAUGUUUUUACCCUAUUCCUGCACUGCCCCAUCACGGCAUUCUGCUAUAUAUGUGGACUGACCACCAUUCAGUAUAAGACAUGGGAUCGAGCUCAAGCCAUCCUGGACUCAUUCCUGACCGAGUGUUAUCGCAUCCUUACACGGUCCCGUAACUUGGAUUACUCCUAUAUGCAGUUCCUGGUUGACGACUUUUUGCGACUGUUAGUUUUGCGGUAUUGUUUUUGCAGCAUAGUCCUCCAGUUUCAUCGAGGCUUCACAGGUCCUUCAUUCUACCCUUCUUGUUCCCCUUCGCUUCCGGAGUCGGAGAUGAUCAAUUCUCCCUUGCUACAUAAACUCGUGCUUGAGCUUGCCACAUUACUGGAAUGCAGGUCAAUGUUCGCCACACCUGACAACUACGCGAAAGACUGAUUCAGACCGUCGACAACUUCCCACCACCCACCAGAUGUGAGACUACUACUAUUUUACUUACUAUCCAGAGCCAAUUACCAAAGAGCAUCAGAACACCGGGCUACCGAAUCGCCAUUCCCAUUUUCGUGUUCUUUGUUUCUUUCUCACCUGCCGCCCUGCUCGAAGAACCUCUUGUGAUUUAUUUUCUAAAGCUCCAUUGGAACCCUGUAUCCGUUUCAUUCCUUAGCUGCUUCUGUCGCAGUUCCCGGUUCAGAUGAGGUCGGUAGGAUAAAUAAUCAAGCAUUUGAAAGGUCACACGCACACAGAGUGCACAUGACCCUCACGUUCUUGUUGCAUUUGGUUUCUUUUGCUGCAUUUUUUAACUUUUACUACUACAACGAUUCCAACACCAUAGUCUCCUUCUUCCUGUCUUCCUGGUUAUUUCUGUUGUCCAAAUUUUCUUUCACCCCUUGCGGCCUACCUCUGUGGUGCAGUCCGCAUCUUCUUGUCUGAUGCCACUGUCGCACGGGUGACAACAGCUCAUGUUUCCAGGCUAUUCAUCACGUCGUCCUGCUUCCACCUUUCACUGUCCUUCCUGGAAUCGGGAUUAUUGAGAAAACUAGUCGUCACUACAAAAACUCGUAUAUCCAUAUACAUAGAUUUC
Opisthorchis viverrini is the source of this 2299-nucleotide messenger RNA. RefSeq lists its product as hypothetical. Gene Ontology annotation, molecular function: transcription corepressor activity. The transcript is spliced from 8 exons. The record is from RefSeq and is a predicted model, not a curated record. Gene Ontology annotation, biological process: DNA-templated transcription. Gene Ontology annotation, cellular component: nucleus. Bases 1 to 1656 code for a protein of 551 amino acids. NCBI's taxonomy places the organism in Eukaryota, Metazoa, Platyhelminthes, Trematoda, Opisthorchiida, Opisthorchiidae.